AUGGCGGGCGCUAAGACUAUUGGAGUUGGCGUAGGGGAGGCAGGCGUGGUGGCAGGAACAGUAUCGUGUGCCCUGUUUGAACUGGGGGCAGCGGAGCUGGGGGCAGCAGAGCUGGGGGCAGCAGAGCUCGGGGCAGCAGAGCUGGGGGCAGCAUUGCUGGGAGGGGAAGAGCUUGGAGCAGCAGAACUAGGGGCAGCGGAGCUUGGGGCAGCAGAGCUCGGGGCGGCAGAGCUUGGGGCAGCGGAGCUUGGAGCGGCAGAGCUUGGGGCGGCAGAGCUUGGGGCGGCAGAGCUUGGAGCGGCAGAGCUUGGAGCGGCAGAGCUUGGGGCGGCAGAGCUGGGAGGGGGAAGGGAUCCGAUGCUGUCGCCAUAG
Closterium sp. NIES-65 is the source of this 372-nucleotide messenger RNA. NCBI's taxonomy places the organism in Eukaryota, Viridiplantae, Streptophyta, Zygnematophyceae, Desmidiales, Closteriaceae. The record is from the annotation of a GenBank genome assembly.